Messenger RNA from Anthonomus grandis grandis, 1587 nucleotides. RefSeq lists its product as uncharacterized. The coding region runs from base 868 to 1317 and encodes 149 amino acids. The transcript is spliced from 2 exons. The record is from RefSeq and is a predicted model, not a curated record. Lineage: Eukaryota; Metazoa; Arthropoda; Insecta; Coleoptera; Curculionidae.
ACCCUGAAAAACCUAUAUUUGAAGUUCAAGUGAAAUUAUCCUGCAAAUAAAAUUUCAUAUGCAACGUUUUGUAAAUUUCGACCCUUUUGGGUACUGCAACCCAACGUUAAAGAUCGUAACACUUGCACAUGUGUGAUUCAUGCGAAUACAAGUUUAAUUAUUUCAAAAUUAAAGCAUUUGAAAAUAAUUAAUGAGGGCACUCCAGAAGACCUUGUAAAUAAUUUAUGUUGCACAAGUGAAAAAAGGGAGUUAUGCUUGGAAAGAAAGUGUUUCGAAUGCAUUGCUAAGAAAGUAAAAUUUUUACCAUUCAACGAAAAUGAAUAUACGAACUACCAAAAAUUGCUAAUGAAAAGAGAAACCUUAAUAAUAAAGGGACAAGAAAAAAUCUGUACCAAGACUGUCAAAGAGAGAGUAUUAUGCACCAAAAAAGAACUAUGCUCUAUUCUUCAGGACAUUAUACCAAAAUUUUUGCUACAAGUCAGAAACAUAAAGCAUCAGUAUCAAACAAUUGAUACCAUUAAGUAAAAUCUAUCCACAGAUGAGAUAUUUCUGAACAAGUUGAUUUUUCUGAAAAUUACGUGUGUAAGUAUGGCGAAGAAGUUCAGUCUGCGCACUUCGGGGCUUCGAAACCUCAAAUAUCAUUACAUACUGUAAUCGUAUAUUACCGACCUGUUUUUAAUGAAGCUAUUAUUCCCUUAUUAUUCUGUACCAUGUCGGACGAUCUACGACAUGAUCCAGUUGCUAUUUGUGCUCAUUCGGAUCUAAUCAUAACAGAAAUGAAGAAAAUAGUAUCGCAAAUAACAACAGUGCAUUUUUUAAGCGACGGUCCUACAACGUAAUAUUGGAACAAAAAAUCUUACAAAACAAAUGAACGUAGAUAUCUUGAGAUGGCAUUACAGCGAAAGUGGACAUGGAAAAGGGGCGCCCGAUGGAAUUGGGGGUUAUAUAAAAAGACAGGGUGAUCAACUCGUUGCCCAAGGGCAAGAUAUUUCAAAAUUUGCGGCAAUGGUAGAGGUUUUUAAUGGAUCUUCAAAAGUAAAAGUGUUGGGACUGGACAAGAAUGCUAUAUUGAAAAUCGAAACUCUUCUGCCUAUAACUCUUCCUACAUUUAAAGGAACAAUGAAAUGUUACGAAAUAUGUUGGUGUCGAUCAUUUCCAAGCGUCAUCUCUGUGAGAUUCCUCUCCUGUUUGAUAUGUAGCCCAGACGAAACCUGCUCAUACUACAAUCUUGGUCAAAUUCUGCUUUCAUUUAGCGAUGGUACGACUGCAACAGGCAGAGAUCGGCUAAGAUAUGAAGACAUCUUACCCAUCUUCUGAUGAGGAAGUUCCUGCAGCAAAAGAAGACUACGAUGGUUCAAGUGAUGAAGAUAUUCCUCUGCAACAGUAUUACAAAAAUAAAAUGCUUGUAGAACUCAUUAGGCAAGACUCUUUUGUUGUGGUGAAACUUUGUGGAAAAAAAAUAAUUAGGCAUUAUGUAGGUAAAAUAAUUUCAGUGGACAAAAUAACGAAUACACAGUCUCGUUUAUGAAAAAAAUCGGUAAUAAUCUUUUUGAAUUUCCUGAUAAAUCUGACAUUUCUUCAAUCGAU